UUUUUCAAGUUUUUGAAGCUCUCUUGGCGCGUCUGUGUAUAUAUAUAUAUAUAUAUAUAUUCUCGUGGAUUGGUGGGAAAUUGCAGCUAAACAAAUAUGGAAAGCAUAAUUCAAAAGCUAAAGAAGUUAGAUGCUUAUCCAAAAGUCAAUGAGGAUUUCUAUAGCCGCAGUUUCUCCGGUGGCCUUAUAACCCUUGUCUCUUCCCUUGUCACGCUUUUCCUUUUUCUUUCUGAGUUCAGAUUAUACCUGCACACUAUUACCGAGACACAGCUUUUUGUAGAUACUUCAAGGGGGGAAACUCUACAGAUUAACUUUGAUGUCACUUUUCCCGCCAUUCCAUGUUCAUUACUUAGUCUUGAUGCCAUGGAUAUCAUGGGGGAGCAGCAUAUUGAUAUAAAACACAAUAUAACUAAGAAGAGACUUAAUGCUGAUGGUGAAGAACUAGGAGUCAGGCGUGAUGGGAUCGGUGCAAAAAAAAUUGAAAAGCCUUUACAAAAGCAUGGUGGCAGACUUGAACACAACGAAGUUUAUUGUGGCUCAUGUUAUGGUGCAGAAGUGUCGGAUGAUCAGUGUUGUAACACAUGUGAAGAUGUUCGAUACGCAUACUGGAAAAAAGGGUGGGCACUUCUAAGCGGGGAUUUGAUUGAUCAGUGCACACGGGAAGGCUUUUUUCAGAAGGUCAAAGAUGAAGCAGGUGAAGGAUGUAAUAUAUAUGGGUCUCUGGAAGUAAAUAAAGUCGCUGGAAAUUUUCAUUUUGCACCUGGAAAGAGCUUUCAUCACUCUAAUGUUCGCCUAGACGAUUUGCUCUCUGUGCAAUCAUAUACUUAUAAUAUUAGUCACAGGAUCAAUAGACUGGCCUUUGGUGACUACUUUCCUGGUGUUGUGAAUCCACUAGAUGGGGGACGCUGGUUGCAUAGAUUUGAUGAAGAAGGUACACAGCAGUAUUUCCUCAAGGUGGUUCCAACAAUAUAUACUGAUAUUAGAGGCCACGUUGUCCGCUCAAACCAGUACUCUGUGACGGAGCAUUUCAAAAAACAAGAAUUUAUUCACCGUGACACUCCCGGAGUUUUCUUCUUUUAUGACUUCUCUCCAAUCAAGGUGAUUUCUAAAGAGGAGCAUUAUUCAUUUUUACACUUCCUGACAAAUAUUUGUGCAAUUAUUGGAGGUGUUUUUACAGUGGCUGGAAUUAUUGACUCAUUUGUGUAUCAUGGUCAAAAAGCAAUUAAGAAAAAGGUUGAACUUGGCAAACUCCGAUAAUAUUUUCGGUUGACUUUCUGCUUAAUGCUUUUGGAAGGGUAGAGCACAAUGUAAUUGUUUCCUCACAAGAGCCUCCGAUCUCUUUACGUUACUUCAUUUUUGUUUCCAGUUAGUUUAGACAUUUUAGGCUGUAGAUGCAGAAUAUGACCUCUCAGCUUAUCUACACACAUUCUUCGUCAAUGUGCAUUACUUCUGUUAGAUGGCAAGGGCUUGCAGAACACUCAGAAGGCAGGUAAUGUCCGAAAGUUUCUCGCAGAAUAUAAGAGCCGCUUGCUUCUGUUCAGGAACGAGGCCCUAGUCGAUGAAAAGACAACAUAGUUUCGUAGAAAUAUGGUGAUAUGUAAUAGAAAUAAGCACCAUAUGCACAAUGUAUACAACCUCAGUGCAAUUCAGUUGGCACGUAGGAGGGCAAAUUUUGAGUAAGCUAACAGUUAAUUAGUUAGCUAUUCUGUAUAUUAUUUUUCUCUUUUUUCUGGUUGGGAUAACAAUUAAGCUGUGGCUAUGAUACUUUUCAGUCAUUAUAUCUUAUAUAGCAGCAAAUUUAUAUUUCUCUC
Jatropha curcas is the source of this 1811-nucleotide messenger RNA. RefSeq lists its product as uncharacterized. The record is from RefSeq and is a predicted model, not a curated record. Gene Ontology annotation, cellular component: endoplasmic reticulum; COPII-coated ER to Golgi transport vesicle. Lineage: Eukaryota; Viridiplantae; Streptophyta; Magnoliopsida; Malpighiales; Euphorbiaceae.